CUCCACGAGGAUUAAUAAUGUGUAUUUAUUUUAGUCAAGACUAAUAAUUACACUGAUUUUUAGUUGUUUUGUGUUUAUCCAGAAAAAUGCCUCGUGAAAUAAUCACGCUACAAGUUGGACAAUGUGGUAACCAAAUUGGGAUGGAAUUUUGGAAACAAUUGUGUGCAGAACAUGGUAUCAGUGAAGAGGGCAUUUUAGAAGACUUUGCAACUGAUGGAACAGAUAGGAAGGAUGUCUUCUUUUAUCAGGCUGAUGAUGAACAUUAUAUACCCAGAGCUGUAUUGUUGGACUUGGAACCAAGGGUUAUUGAUUCCAUACUAACAUCACCGUUUGCCAACUUAUACAAUCCUGAAAAUGUUUACACUUCAAAAGACGGUGGUGGAGCUGGAAAUAAUUGGGGACAUGGAUUUGCACAGGCUGAAAGUCUUCACGAAGAGCUCUUUGACAUUAUUGACAGAGAGGCGGAUGGAAGUGAUAGCUUAGAGGGAUUCGUUUUGUGUCAUUCCAUUGCUGGUGGUACUGGUUCAGGGAUGGGGUCCUACAUGCUGGAGAGGAUAAACGACAGGUACCCUAAAAAAUUGAUUCAAACAUAUUCAGUUUUUCCACAGCAGGAUGACAUAAGCGACGUAGUAGUUCAGCCUUACAACUCUAUUUUAACAAUGAAGCGCUUGACACAAAAUGCUGAUUGUGUUAAUGUGCUUGACAAUACAGCACUAAACAGAAUUGCAGCUGAUCGCCUUCACAUACCGAAUCCAACAUUUUCACAAGUCAAUCAGUUGGUUUCAACAAUAAUGGCGACAAGCACCACAACUUUAAGAUAUCCAGGGUACAUGAACAAUGAUUUAAUUGGUUUGAUCGCUUCUCUUAUACCAACGUCAAGACUGCACUUUCUUAUGACAGGAUACACACCAUUAACAACCGAUCAAAAGACGACGAGUGUUCGAAAGACAACUGUUUUGGAUGUAAUGAGACGUUUACUACAACCGAAGAAUAUGAUGGUUGCUACGCCUCGUGAUCGCAAGAUCAAUCAUUGUUACAUCUCUAUUUUAAACAUCAUUCAAGGGGAAGUAGAUCCCACUCAGGUGCACAAAAGUUUACAACGAAUUAGAGAACGAAAACUCGCCGAAUUUAUUCCCUGGGGUCCUGCGAGCAUUCAGGUUGCGCUUAGCCGAAAAUCACCGUACGUUCAAACUGCGCAUCGUGUUAGCGGUCUAAUGUUGGCCAAUCACACAAGUAUCUCCUCGGUUUUCGACAGGAACUGUCGUUUAUUUGAUAAACUUCGAAAGCGUGGCGCAUUCCUGGACCAGUAUAAAAAAGUGGAGAUGUUCAAAGACAGUUUGGACGAACUAGAUGACGCAAGGGAAGUUGUUCAGGAGUUAAUAAAUGAAUACCACGCGGCUACCAAGCCUGAUUAUAUAACCUGGGGUACGCAGUCACAGAGCGAUUCGUGAAAAUUACGAGAAGGUUUCAAAAUAAUUCACGGAUGGUAGUUGUGUUGCAAUGGAAGUAUAAUUUACAAUCUUAGUUCCUAAGCUCCUAGGCUUUGGGCUGCUUUCCAUUGAAGCGUUCAUGACCGUAGCUUCCAAUGUUCAAACAACAAUGCUCAAUAUGAUCAAUUCCCAAUUUGAAUUAAAGAUGUCAGCGUUUUCUGAAUUUUUAUUGCAUAUUAAAGAAAGUUGUACGUCUGUAAAAGCGUUAAAAUUUACUCGUGUUAACCUACAUAGCUGCUAAAAUACAUGCGUCGCUACCAAAAAGAAUUAUCGCACAAGCCCAGAUACUAAACGUUGGAAGCUGCUACAAAGAACGCCUUAAUUGAAAGUUCUUCUAAGUUGUUCUAUUUCCAGCUAGAAUUUACUCAAUUCUAAAUCAUAAAUAAUACUUCAUAUCAAAAUUUUCUAUCUGCUGAUGCUCACAAGUGAAUUUGGUGAUGGGAUAAAAAACGUUAUUCGAUACUUGUAUAUAUGUAUACUUUUGUACGUGUAAAUUCUAUUUACAAAGACAAGACAAAGAAAUGUCAUUUGGA
Messenger RNA from Hydractinia symbiolongicarpus, 2023 nucleotides. Its product is annotated as tubulin gamma-1 chain. The coding region runs from base 87 to 1451 and encodes 454 amino acids. Gene Ontology annotation, biological process: mitotic sister chromatid segregation; microtubule nucleation; mitotic cell cycle. Gene Ontology annotation, cellular component: microtubule; centrosome; cytoplasm. Lineage: Eukaryota; Metazoa; Cnidaria; Hydrozoa; Anthoathecata; Hydractiniidae. Gene Ontology annotation, molecular function: GTP binding; structural constituent of cytoskeleton. The record is from RefSeq and is a predicted model, not a curated record. The transcript is spliced from 18 exons.